AUAAAUAUAGGCGUAAAAAUAGCUAUAUCAGUUUGACAUUCUGACACGUACAUACGGUACAAUGUACAUUAUGUAGCAUUGUUUGUUUGUUUUUAUUUUUCAAAGUGGGGGCGACUUGUUUAAAACUCUUGUCAAGCAAUGCAAAAUAUAAUUAUAAUAAUUUGUGCUUUUGCCCGAACCUUGUAAAUGCUAAAUCGUGAACACAGGGGAAAGGGUUUUCAUUACCUGAAACUGCCUUAUUUUUUGUACUUGGGUUAAAUUCAUAAUGACAAGCUCUUAUAUUCGUCUCUCAUCUAGAAUUUUUUUUAACAAAAGCUCAAAUGAACCUUUUGGCAUUCACAGUGGAUAAUCCUGACAUUUUGUACUUCAAAAUUAAAUUUCUGAUAUAGUAAGAAAGUCUCCUUCCACUCUUACGCACACGUUCAAUUUUCAUUUUCGCCUUGCUAUCAAGAUUGGUCCUUUCACUUUGGUGUUCCGAAUGGCAAUGAAAAGACUGAACGGUGAGCGCACGCUGAAUGCUUUGUGAACGGUGAGCGCACGCUGAACGCAAAACUGUGAACGGAGAGCGCACGGUGAACGCACGCUGGGCAAACGGAAAAAUGGCGGCGCUUCCACCAGUGAUGGGGGACCUGCUGGAUUACUUUGAGGCUAGGAAUCACUCUCUGGACAAAGUAGACGUCAGCCACUCCCUGUGUCUGGACAGCAAGUUCACUUCCUGUAUCACCUUUAAUGGCAUCCCAAUCCUGCCACCUGUGAUGACACAAAGAAGGAGAGAGGAAAUGGCUGGAUAUCGCCGGCAGGCUCUCCAACGAGAGACUCGUCGAAGGUCAAAACAACGUGAGCAGUUAGUUGCCAAAGUACAAUCCAUUGUAGCUGAGGUAGAGAAGGAAUUUUCCUUAAAAUGCCGCACUCGAUUGCCACGGACGGCUAACAUUUCCCGACUCCUUGAGAAGCGAGCCAGAGGACAUUCAGAUUCCACUGGUUCCUCUCCAGUUGGGUCUGACAGUACUGCUUCAUCAAAGGUGUCUCCAGGACUAAAUUACCGACACUCCCCAACAGAACCUCCAAGAACAGAUGCAGGGCUCCAGGAUCAAUCUACAGGACAAGGAGUCAGUGUUAGUACAAAAAAGGAACUAACAGAGAGUCAAAGAUCUCAGGUCUCCAAAAAAGACGAAGAAACAAAUAAACCCUCACAGAAAAGUGAAGGUAAACAAAAUUCAUGUGGACACAGUGAGAAACAAAAAGUGGCUUCAAAGGGUACAACAAAACCAGGAAAGGGUACAACAGAACCAGCAAAACUAAAAGGUGACUCAAAGUGUGCUCAAGUUAGCAGCAAAGCAAAACAGUCACAAAUACCAAAACCUGUUCAAAUUCAGAAUCAGAACAAAAUCUUGAGUAACCUGAAAAGAGCCAGUUCUAUGUCUUCCCUUCCAAACUUGGCUAAAAUUGAAGGCCUGCCUACUCCCAAACCUCCAACAUCACCUAAAACUAAGAAUCAGUUGAGAAGAGCUCGACUUGGAAUGUCAGGACAGUUUUCUAUUUCACAGCCAGAUCUUAGGGACAUUGACAAUUCAGACUCUGAAACAUCCAUGUCAUCACAUUCGCAAGUGGAAGAAAAUACUAUUCAGACAAAACAUAAACUACUGAUGUCCGUACAGCACAGUGUGUCUAAUCCAGAUCUAGUUAGCGCUGGUUUGUCACCAGAUAGAAGUCCAUCUGCUCAAGAGCAGAAGGGCAAACUGUCACCCUCCAAAAAAUUGACAAGUUCCACAAGUGUUCCAAAUCUAACUUCGGUGGGUAGGCCCAAGAAAAAAAAGUUUAGAGAUACAGAGGAAGCUGCUGCCCAGAAAGCCAAACAAAAUCUGCAUAAAAGUGAUCAAGAUGCAAAACCAAAAGCUUCCUUAAUACCAGUUAGUAUGCCUCCUAAUAUAGAUUUAGAAAACAAGGAAGAAAGACUUGAUGCACUUUCAGAUUUCACAUCCUUAGAGAACUGCAAUUCUCUCCCUCAUGAAUUUGCAGGAAUGCCUCUGUCUUCUAUAAGACAACAGCAGAUAAGUCAUGUGCUUGCCAAGUUAUCACAAUGUCUGAACAUUCAGGAUACAAUUAGUACACUCAAUUCUACAGAGUCCUCUGGAAAUGACACCGCAGAGAUUCGACAACAGGUAACAGAUCAGAUUCUAGCAUCAGCAGGAAUUAAACCAGGAUCAGUACAAGCUCAACAGUUCUUAAAUCAGUACAACAUUGAACAGGCUGCAUCAGAAAAUGUACCAGAUGAAUCAUUUUUAUCAAAUAUUCAGACACCACCUUCAAAUAAUUCGAGUGCAUUCAGUUCUGAGCCAUUCAGUUCCAGCAGUGGAGGAAACAGAACUCAAACAAGUAUAGCAUCUAAUUCCAUAAUGAGCUCAGGAGGGUCUGCUUCAGGUGGACAACAGCAAAGUAGAAGGAUGAGUCCAAAAGGAGGAAAAAGUAAAGUGCAUUUCUCCUCAUUUUUGACAGAGAUAAGCACCAGCGCAAGUCAGUCUUUGGAAGGUAGAAUUUCUGUGAGGAAAAUGGAUAUCACUCCUCAGAGUAGUCCCCGGGUAAGUGUUGAUACUGUUGAUGGAUUACAAACUAUUAAUUCACAAGAAAAUCUGAAACUUAGAAUUGUGCCAAAAAACUCCAAUGACCUGGGGUUAGGCUCUGGGCCUCAGGUCAUUUGUGAUAAGAACUCUGAGGAAACAGAGUCCAUGUUGAGUAGAGUGGCCCUCAGUCCAGAAACUUCCGAGUCCUCACCUGGAACUCCAAAAGAUAUAUUCAGUAUAGGUCUUCCAUUUCAUGGAUAUGGAAAUGAACCUGAACAUAAUUCAUCAGACAAGGAAAAUGAUUUCAAGGGGAAGUUUGUUGGUACUUCUGAAGGAUUCAUACAGACAACUGUGUCUUCACCUUUCCAUAUUGAUACUCGAGACUGUGUGAAAGAAAGUGUGAGAUCAGAUGACGGUUCUCAGUGUAGCACACUCAAAGCUAGUCAAGAUUUACUUAGAAGCAGGGAAUCAGGUGUUGGAAAUUGUAAAUCAUCUGUUUUGGAUGUAAAAAGUGAAAUCCAACUUGCCACAUCUGAGAAGAAUUCAGAGGGCAUUGAUAGCAAUCAGACAGGCCAGCAACAACAAACUGUAUCAUCUUGUGAUAAUGUUUCAUUCCAGCAUUCACUGAUUACACAAAAUAAGAUCAACCCAGUAGAAACCACAUAUCGGAUGCAAACUCAGAGAAUACAAAGUAAAGCAGAAGCAAAGCGAGCUAUUCAGAACCCUCACCCUCUGCAGCACACCUCCCCAGCUGUGGUGCCUGCUGAGUCUCAUGAGUUUGUAUCUAGUGGUGCAAUGCAUAAAGGACCAGCUUCAUGCUCUGCUCAGAGAAAACUUGAUUUGAAUGUUGAAAUGAAUAUGGGAUAUACAGGAUUGCAUGCACAAAAUAUAUCCAUGGAUACCUCCACUGAACAAGAGGGUAAGGCAGAACACAUUCAAAAAUAUCUAUCUCAGGUUCAGAGCCAAAGAGGAGAUUCACCAGUGAAUACAGGAAUACUUUUAGACAUGCCCCCAUUGGGGACUGCUGCAGACAUCACAGCAGCCAUCCAAUCAUUCACAGCAAGUCUGCAAUCACUGGAGAAUAUGUCUGAGGAAGAAUUGCUACAGAUCCAAGCAGAACAUUUUAACAAAAUCCGUCAAUUUUUGAUAGAACAGCAAAGACAACAGUUGGAGGAGCUCUUCGUCAUUCAGAGACGUGAACAACUCGAUCUCCAGAAUGAGAUUACAAGUUACCAGAAUAAUGCGAGGAAACAGGCUGAGUUCAGCAAUACUUCAUACCUCAGCAAUAGUGUUCACCUUUAUCAGCCAAACCUUCAGCUCUCAUCAGAAAACAAUGCAGCUUAUCAUGCAGACCAGCCAUUCAACACUAGCCAUAUUAGUCACUAUGGUAACACAGCAGGAGUAGACAAUUGCCACCACACACAACCAAAGCAGUUUGCCUAUGUAUCUAGUCCCAGUCUAUACGUCAACCCUAAGAACCGUGAUAACAACUCGGACAUUAGUACCUUCAGCAGGGCUACACCUAAACAGUCCCUCCAAUUUGUCAACUACUCAACUCCAUCCCCCAAAACUUUCAAACCUGUUGUUCACUCACCUGUAAAACAGCCAUCUUACUCUGGACACAGUAAAACAGUCAGGAUUCUGAACAGGGCCUAUGAUGAUGAAAUGCAGUCUUGUUUUGACCAUGUAUCAGCUUGUGUAAAAGGUUACUUAACCCGGAGAUUACUGAAGACUGAGAAAGUCCAGGAGAUUAUCAAAACCAUUCAGGACACAAAGCAGUUUGCAUGCAGUUUUCAGUCAGAGACUCCAAUCAAGAGGGGAAUGUUCUCUCAUCAGGACAGUGAUUUGCUAGACAGGAUUAUAGCUCAGCUGCAGGCGGCUUUGCUGGACAUCCAUGAUAUUUUCUUUGAGAUUCCUGUUCAUGAGAGGAUGGCUCUGAUAACACAAUCCAGACAGUUAAUGAAAGAGAAGCAGCUUAGAGGCAGUACCACUGUGAGGACUAGUGAUUCCACUUCUCAACCUAGAAUUAGCUCAGCAACACUAAAGGUCAUUGAGAGGAAACGCAAAGCAAAUGAAGCAGAGGUCGCUGGGAACUUGCGACCCCAAUCUGCUCCAACUGAAACCUCUCUGUCAAGACAAUCCACUGUUCUACCCAAUAACCACUUUAUUGACUUCAGUGAGCCAAUGAGACGUCACUUCCAAUCUCUCUUAUCCAGGGCUCUAAAACCAAUACAAGACCAGUCCACAGCUCUGAAUCCUGCCAGGGAGACCACUAAGCCUCAACUGGGUGUUGUUCUCAGUAAGCCAGUGUCAUUGACUGUUUCAAAGACCAAGAAACCCAUGGCUCUGGGUGGAGUGGGAGAGAGAGAGAGAGAGAGCUACAUAAAUUAUUUUCUUGUUGCAGGAAAAUCAAUAACAGCAAAAUCCUUCACUAGCAAUACUAAAACGAAAGCCACAAUCAAACCAAAAUUUAUUAAGCCUGCUAGUGCUUGGAGGUAACAUACUAGAACUAUUGCCACACCAAUACUGCCCCGAGGCUGAAAGCAGCUUUUAUAUCAUGGAUUGGAAACUCCUGUGCCACGUUGAGCUGAAAGUUUUUAUGCUACUCUUGGGUUCAAAACAAAUACCAUUUGAUGUAUGUGUGAUUCAGCCAAUGAUCCUGAUACUGUGAUCACGAAGCUCUCUUACCUGAAGAAUCUGGAAUUUGAUGAACUAACAUUUGAGCCUAAAAUUCUGAUGAGGAUAUGAAGUCAAGCUAUUGGUUGUGUUCAUAGGGACAGUAUUCGAUGCAGAUUUAUUUGGAUCAAAUUUGAUGUUGAAAGUCAAUUUUGAAAGUUUUGUUCUGACAGCAAAUAUUUUCUUUAUUCCUUUAAUGUUUGUUUACUUUCUUUGAAUAAUUUAUUUCAAUGAUAUUACCCUGGAAUUGGUUUUAUUAGCUUACCUGUGCUGAAAGCUCAAAUAAGCUUUUUUGAUCACCUUUUGUCUGUCUGUAAACUUUUCACAUUUUCAUCUUCUUCUCCAGAACCACUUGGCCAGUUUCAAUCAAACUUUGUACAAAUCAUCCUUGGAUGAAGGGGAUUCAAGUUUGUACAAAUGAAGGGCCAUGCCUCCUUCAAAAGUGAGAUAAUCACAAAUAGGUAAAAAUAGGGUGGGGUCGACAUUUAAAGACCUUCUUAAGAACCACUGAGCCAGAAUUGUUGAAAUUUACAUGAAAGCUUCUUGACAUAGUGCAGAUUCAAGUUGGUUAAAAUCAUGGGGGUAGGAUGACGUCACAAUAGGGGAUCAAAGUUUUUAUGCAAAUAUAUAGGGGAAAUCUUUUUAAAAAUUUCUGAUCAAGAACCACUGGGUCAGUUGAAAUUAACAUGAAAGCUUCCUGAUAUAAAGUAGAUUCCAGUUUGUUCAAAGCAUGGUCCCUGAGAGUAGUGUGGGGCCACAAUAGGAGAUCAAAGUUUUACAUUCUGAUUUAUAGAAAAAAUCUUUAAAAUCUUCUCAAGAAUCACUGCAUGGGCCAGAGAAGUUAACAUUAAAGCUUCCUUGCAUAGGGUAGAUUCAAGUUUAUUCAAAUCAUGGUCCCCUGGGGUAUAGGAAAAAUCUUUAAAAAUAUCUUUUAAAGUAUUUCAGGGAGUGCUUUCACAUUUUGUAUGAAAGGUGAAGAUAACGAACAGUGAUCAAUCUCAUAAGCAAUACAAAAUAGAUAGUUGAGCAAACAUGGACCCCUGGACACACCAGAGGUGGGAUCAGGUGCCUAGGGAAGUAAACAUCCCCUGUCGACCGGUCAUACCUGCAGUGAGCCCUAUAUCUUGAUCAGGUAAACGGAGUUAUCUGUAGUCAAAAUCAGUGUGCCAUGAACAAUCUAACAAUGGGUAUGAAACACAUCAGACAGCAUUUGACCCAAUAAUAGGUUGUAUUGGCAAACUAGAUCGUUAUAACGACCAUAGAAUUUGCAAAAUGCUGACUUUAAACAAGACUGUUGAAACCCCUAUACCAUCAACUUGUUUCUCAGUAGAUUGCCUCUAUUUAAAAACUGACCAUACGCAGAACAAGCUCUUGCGUAUCGAAUCAGUUGAGAGAUAAUAAACACUAUAUGCAGAUGAUAAUGGAAUAUUGCUACAUAAAUAUGGGAAGUUGAUGAAGAAGCUGAUACCACCCCAUUUGUCAUGAAGUGGAAUUGUUAGUUUGGACGACUCUGUGGUGUCUUUUAUUUCGAGCUCACAAGGAUAUAUCGAAUCAAAGUUAUUAUUGUUAAUAGAUAAAACGUCGUCGAUAUAGAUAAAUGUCGAAUUGAAGGCCAUAGCACUCAGGUCAGCUAACAUAGGAACACGAUUCGUGCCCAUGGGAAUCCCAACAAACUGUUGGAAGACCUUAUCACUAAAGACCACAAAGAUAUUGCCAAUGAGGAACUCUAGCAUAUUUUUUAUUUCAACUUCAGAGUACUUCAGAGCAUGGAAUCAGAGUGGUGUUUAACAAAGUAAUUUUAACUGAUCACCAGAUAUGAAUAUGUCCGUUUUCCAUUUUUGUUGAAGAAAUAACUGUCUACAGUACAGGGAAAACGUUUACACCACGGCGAGUUACCUGUAUUUUCACAUGUUGAUUGAUGUUUUCAGCCACACUCAACAAUUUUUCAGUUAUCUGGUGGCGCCCAGUUUUUAUUGGUGGAAGAGAGAACCCAGAUGCAAUGUACCUGGGAAGAGACCACCGACCUUCCGAAAGUAAACUGGGAAACUUUCUCACUUACCGGCGCGAGCGGGAUUCGAACCCGAGCCGACAGAGGUGAAAGGCCAUGUGAUUUUGAGCGCGAUGCUCUAACCACUCGGCCACGGAGGCCCCCCAUGUAGAAUGAAUAUUAAACAUGUAAAAUGAAUUUUAAAUAGUAGAAUUUAAAUCUGAUAUGUUUGUGAAUUAAUUUUCGCAAUAUUUUAGAACACGUACGUGUGUUAGCUGAAUAAUUGACAACUUAAAAAAACAAACCCCGGAUUUUAUAUAGCAUGAAGUAUGUCUCCUAUGUAAUAAUGUUUAUUUUUAUACUUUCAUGUAAAAUAUUUGAAUCUGAUUGGUCGAGAAGCAUUUGAAAAAACAUAUUGUUACCCUCUGAGAACAGAAAGCACGCGCCCCAGGGUGAUAAUAUGUAGCAACGGGUAACAGUACUUGACAACGGGUGAUAUUAUGAAAGAUUAUCACAUGCGUCAAAUUUAUGCGCGUACGGUUCGCCGUAGAUUGUUAGACGACAUCAUUUGAGCGUUUGUAAUAAACGGGAAUACUCGCAUCGAUUGAUUGAUCAAAUGUCAACAGACGCAAGUUUUCUCCUUUCCUGUUUACAUAACAUUUAGUAUAAUAAAACAAAUAUUGCAUGUAGUUGAGGGUAACAUUGAAAUUUUCACCCCUCGAGAAACUAUUGUCAACCUCGGCUACGCCUCGGUUGACAAUGGUUUUCUCGGGGUGAAAAUUUUCAAUGUUGCCCUCAACUACAUGCAAUAUUUAUAUAUACUAUUAUCUGUCAUUUUUAAUGGGUUGAAAUUAAUAAAAUAACAUCAAUUCUAAGUUUAUUUGGGGCAUAAAAUAUAAGUUCUAAUAAAAGUAACAAUAAAUGAAAAUAUCUUGUCAUUCAUUUCUCUGAGAAUUGAAAAAAAGUAUUACUUCUUUUUAUCGUAUUUUUAAAAUCUAAAUAAGAAACCGACCAUUAUCUACCUAAAAAAAAAACACUCUCUUUAAAUCCACCACUGCUCUCUCUCUCUCUCUCUCUCUCUCUCUCUCUCUCUCUCUCUCUCUCUCUCUCUCCGGGUUUUUAUGAAUAUUUCGGAUUAUACUGUGUGGUAGGGGGCGGACAAGAAGGCUUUAGUUUACAACUGUCUAAGAUUCUUGACAAGCACAAGCAACAUUGGCGGAUAUAGACCUUACUGUGGGGGUGUUUUGAGACCCGAAGGAGGAGGGGGUUAACCCCCUCCUAUGGGGGGUCCGGGGGCUUCCCCCGGGAACAUUUUAAAAAGAUUGAUUUAAAAUGGUGCAUUUUCGACUGAAAAUCUUGUUCCUCCCCUGGGAAAAUUUUAAAGUGAUUGAAUUAAAAUGGUGCAUUUUCGACUGAAAUUCUUGUUCCCUGGAAGAUUUUUAAAAAGAUAGAUUUAACAUGGUGCAUUUUUGACUGAAAUUCUUGUUCUUUCUUCCUUUCUUUUAUAGGUUCGGGUGUGGUAAAAAAAAAAAAAAAGAAAAGAAAGAAGAGCGGGGGGGGGGGGGGGGGGGGGGUCCGAACUCCCCCCCCCCCCCCUAAAUCAGCCAUUGAGCAAUAACAAACAUAACAUUUUAAAAUUUGACUGAUGUUCAAAGUCCUAAAUUGUGCAGGGGUUGGGUGCAACUCAUAAAACUUUAAAAGAAAUUUGUCCAAACAUUGAUUUCGAAUUUGUUUUAAUACAUUCUAGUUGUAUAAUUCAUUCUCUUCGUUGAGAAACGCACAUUUUUGGUGGUAAAUGUAUUUCAAGUCUCUGUUAAGAUCACUCCUUGCUCUUUUAUAGUUGCGUAAUGCUUCCUAUCAAUCCGUGCGCCCGUGUUUUGAUUUCAAAUACACAGACUUGAUUCUCUCGUUUCGAAGGGAUAUAGCCUGUUUGCAAAUACUGCCCCUGAGAUAGGAGAUUCUCUCUCUCUCUCUCUCUCUCUCUCUCUCUCUCUCUCAGACACUCAGGGCUUCUAAGAAUAUUUUGAAUUAUAUGCAAGAUAGAUUUAAAUUUUGACAUAAUCAAAAUUCUCGUAAUUUCAUGUUAUUGAUUUAUUUCUACAAGAGAUCAAACACUACGCUCUCGCUCCAGUGCACGGUAAAUAUUAUGUUUGGUAUACAUGUGCUCUCUGUCUGCCAUAAUGAUACAGGCUAUCGAGAGAUAACUCACAUUAGCCCAUUGUAGUAAUAAUGACAAGACAUGUAGUAUAUUAUUUUCAUUUUCCAUAAUUUGAUAUUAAUAAAGCUGAGUACAUGUGC
Ostrea edulis (European flat oyster) is the source of this 9522-nucleotide messenger RNA. RefSeq lists its product as uncharacterized. The coding region runs from base 600 to 5060 and encodes 1486 amino acids. Gene Ontology annotation, biological process: regulation of cytokinesis; centriole replication; centrosome duplication. Gene Ontology annotation, cellular component: centriole. The transcript has 15 exons. NCBI's taxonomy places the organism in Eukaryota, Metazoa, Mollusca, Bivalvia, Ostreida, Ostreidae. The record is from RefSeq and is a predicted model, not a curated record.